AUGCACGCCCGAAAUCGGUGCAGCGCCCUCGUCGGCCCGUUCCGUCUCGUGCUUUUCACAGUCUUUUCAGCCAUCAACACGACCUAUCCGUCCAACACAAUGUCCGACACUGUUGAAAAGACCGCAGUCAGUGCCACCACCACCACACCCACUGAAAAACAGCCCGCACUCCAACCUCUCGAUGCCUCCUCCGCCACUACCCUCCAAGAGGAGCAGCCCGUCCGCCAGAAGUGGUACCAGUGGUUCUCACCGAGCGACACGCCCGAGGAGCGGCGUCUCAUUCUCAAGCUGGACCUCCUCAUCCUCGUCUUCGUCUUCCUCGCCUACUGGGCCAAGGUGCUCGACCAGUCGGCGCUGAGCGCGGCCUACGUGAGCGGCAUGCGGGAGGACCUGCACCUCUUUGGCAACGAGCUCAACUACCUCAACACGGCGUACAUGGUGGGCUACAUCACGCUGCAGGUGCCGCUGACGCUGCUCAUGACGCGGCUCUCGGCCAGCUGGUGCAUCCCCGCGGCCGACGUGCUCUGGGGCGUGCUCACGCUGGCGCAGUACCGCGUCAACAGCGUCGGCCCGCUCUACGCCGUGCGCUUCCUCAUCGGCGCCGCCGGCAGCCUCUUCUUCCCGGCCGUCCAGUGGUACCUCGGGUGCUGGUACACGCGGGCCGAGGCCGGCCGCCGCGGCGCCCUGUUCUUCGUCGCCAGCCAGGUCGGCGCCAUGAGCGCGGGCUACAUCCAGUCGGGUGCAUACGCAUCGCUGCACCUGCGCGCCGGCAUCGAGGGCUGGCGCUGGCUGUACAUCAUCUGCUUCGCGUGCACCAUACCCGUCGCCGUGCUCGGCUUCGUCUGCCUGCCGGGCCUGCCCGAGGCGCCGCGGCUGACGUUUCUGACGGCGCGCGAGGCGGCGCUCGCGCGGGCCCGCAUGCGCCGCGACCGCACGGAGCCGCGCAGGCCGCUGACAUGGGCGGCCGCGCGGCGCACGCUCGCGGGCUGGCACUUUUGGGUGCUGGUGGGCUUCGCCUUCUUCUUCUCGCAGGCGGACGGCGUGUCGGCCAACAGCGGGCUGCCGCUGUGGCUCAAGGCCGAGGGCUACGGCGUCGCGGCCAUCAACACAAUCACGACGGUCUCGCCGGCGGUGACGAUUGCGGCGGCGCUCGUCUGCGGCGUGCUGUCGGACGCGCACGCCGACGCCAAGGUGCCGCUGAUUGCGGCGACGGCGGUGCUCAACGCGCUGGCGGCGGCGGUGCUGGCCGUGUGGCGCGUGCCGGCCGGCCUGACCCUGGCCGCGUUUUUCCUCGCGGGCUCGGCCAAUGGCGUCGCGCCCGUCGUGUACGCCUGGGCCAACGAGGUGUGCGCGGGCGACGCCGAGGAGCGCGCGCUGGUGCUGAGCAGCAUGAACACGGUGGGCAACGCGUUUGGCGCGUGGCUGCCGCUGUUUGUGUGGAAGACGACGGAUGCCCCGCGGUACCGGAUCGGGUACGCGUGGGCUGUUGGUGUGGAUGGCGGCGUGCUGGUCAUGGUGUUUGUGCUGCGGUCGUUUUGGAACCGCGAACAGGCGGCGCGGGGAGCCGGCGGAGGGCGGCGCGGCAAUGGGGAGUGA
This is a messenger RNA of Cordyceps militaris CM01, 1596 nucleotides long. Its product is annotated as pantothenate transporter. The transcript has a single exon. NCBI's taxonomy places the organism in Eukaryota, Fungi, Ascomycota, Sordariomycetes, Hypocreales, Cordycipitaceae. Gene Ontology annotation, biological process: transmembrane transport. Gene Ontology annotation, molecular function: transmembrane transporter activity. Bases 1 to 1596 code for a protein of 531 amino acids. The record is from RefSeq and is a predicted model, not a curated record. Gene Ontology annotation, cellular component: membrane.